This is a messenger RNA of Centruroides sculpturatus (bark scorpion), 889 nucleotides long. Its product is annotated as ornithine decarboxylase-like. Lineage: Eukaryota; Metazoa; Arthropoda; Arachnida; Scorpiones; Buthidae. The coding region runs from base 342 to 644 and encodes 100 amino acids. The transcript is spliced from 2 exons. Gene Ontology annotation, molecular function: ornithine decarboxylase activity. The record is from RefSeq and is a predicted model, not a curated record. Gene Ontology annotation, cellular component: cytoplasm.
UGAAUAUUCUAUAAUUUAUAAAUAAAAGUAUUUAAGUAAUUUAAUACUUGUUUUGUAAUCUUAAUUUUUAACAUAGAAUUUAGGUACUACAGAAGAGAUAACUGCCAUUUAAACUUGUUUUUACUAGAUAAUUUGAAAAUACCAAAGUUGCUUCUAAACAAAGCAAGGAUAUAUUUAGUAUAUUUUCCUCCAAGUAGAAAGAUUUUUAACGAAUGGCGUUCUCGUCAAUUCUUUUUAUAGUUCCAACAAGGUGUUGACACUGCGACAAUCUGUUUUUGUAAUAGGACAAAAGAGACGAGCCCGUAUUCCGUACCAGUCUGUGGGGUCCCACCUGUGACAGUAUGGACAGAAUCGUGGAGUUGUGCUACAUGCCAGACAUGAAGAUCGGCGAGUGGAUCGUCUUCGAGAACAUGGGAGCCUACACUAUUUGCGCUGCCUCCAAUUUCAACGGUUUUGAAAAACCAGCCCUGAAAUUCUACCUUCCCCGGCAUGCAUUAAUCUUCCUUCAGCAGCUAACUUCAUGGUCUCGCCUGGUGAAGGCACUCUCACCCGAAUGGACCUCUGUAGCCGAGGCAUCCGAACAGGCCUCCGGCGGAUCCGAAGGGGUGCACUUGCUUCCGGUGGCCGAGGCUGUGUUCGCCUGAUAUUACUACACAGGACAGAUUCAGCUUCUUCACUUGUACAUUCCAUUUUUCCUAUCACCGCUAGAUAGAAUCUCUUUCUUUAAGUGGAUUAAGUUUCAAGAAGACAUUCUUUGGAUAAAUUUAUUUAACAUGCAAUUUAUUAAUAAUAAUAAAUGGUUAAAUCAAUUAAAUAAUAGUAUCUUAAUAGUGUGUUUGUGUGACUUGAUUUUUUUUGUUUUGUUUGAAUAUUGGGAGACAUGCUGCUA